Molecule: messenger RNA, 5194 nt
Organism: Synchiropus splendidus (mandarinfish)
Lineage: Eukaryota; Metazoa; Chordata; Actinopteri; Syngnathiformes; Callionymidae
Gene: pam
Product: peptidylglycine alpha-amidating monooxygenase
Exons: 27
Coding region: 207-3095 (962 amino acids)
Biological process (GO): peptide metabolic process
Cellular component (GO): membrane; extracellular region
Molecular function (GO): peptidylglycine monooxygenase activity; copper ion binding; protein binding
Source: RefSeq, a predicted model, not a curated record
AAAAAAACAGAAGUUGUUGCAUCAAUACGGAGCCAGCCGACGUAAGACGCCCAGCUGCUGUGAACAGCAAGCAGAAAGUGAAGCAUGCUAAAUGAGUGAAGUCCGCCAGGGAUCCUCCCCCUCAAAUCCCCACUCAUCGUCCACACCAAGCAAGACCGAACAGGCUGAGCAGAGGCAGUAAACGUGCAGUGAGAGCUUCAGGCACCAUGGCUCUUCCUGUAGGCAGCCUUCUGCUGUUGCUUGGACUCUUCUCUCACAGCUACGCCGCUGAAACAAUAGACCCACUCUUCAGGGUUAAAAGGUCUCAGGAAACUUAUGCGUCAGAACCUGGAGCGUGUUCAUCAACGACAAAGCAACAGGAUGUCACUGACUCUUCCAACUUCUCUGUGGAUAUACGGAUGCCCGGUGUUGUCCCAGCAGCGUCUGACACAUACCUAUGCAUGUCGUACCCUGUGCCAACCACCCGAGAUUCAUACAUUGUGGACUUCAAACCUCAGGCCAGCAUGAAAACCGUCCAUCACAUGCUGCUGUUUGGCUGCAAGAGUCCUUAUUCUAAAAGUGGCUACUGGGACUGCGGCACCGCACACGGCACUUGUAGGGAUGAGGCCUCAAUUAUGUACGCGUGGGCUCGAAAUGCCCCGCCAACCAAAUUACCUAAAGAUGUUGGUUUUAAAGUGGGGCGCAAUUCAGGAAUGACCUACUUUGUGCUGCAAAUGCAUUAUGGAGACGUCAGCUCUUUUAGAGACCACCACAGAGAUUGUUCCGGAUUGACUUUAACCAUGACGACUAAACCGCAGCCUUUCAUCGCUGGAAUAUACCUGCUAAUGACCAUGGACACAGUUAUUCUUCCAGGAAAAAGAGUGACAAACGCAGACGUAGCUUGUGACUACUCCUCGGACCCCAUCUAUCCCUUCGCCUUCCGGACCCAUACACACCGCCUAGGCAAAGUUGUCAGUGGCUACAGGAUCCGUGAUGGAAAAUGGACUCUGAUUGGUCGCCAGUCUCCUCAGCUGCCACAGGCUUUCUAUCCUGCGAACAAAGACGCCACUAUCAAGAAUGGUGACACAGUUGCAGCCAGAUGUGUGUUCACCGGAGAGGGCAGGACCACCAUAACCAAAAUUGGUGGAACCUCAGAGGAUGAGAUGUGCAACUUCUACAUCAUGUACUAUAUGGACAACAAACAUGCCAUCCCCUACAUGGACUGCAUGGAGGACGGUUCCCCAAAACUGUUCCAGCGUAUUCCAGCUGAAGCCAACACCCCCAUAGCAGUUAACCCAGGGGAGAUGAACUCCAUGAUGCACAUGGGACACAACGCUGAUAAACCAGCCGUGGAUACGAGCGGGACAGAGCAGGACCUGAGUCAAGGAGACCUCUAUUCUCUCAUGUCCCAGCUGCUCGGCCGGAGCAAAGACCUGUCUCGUUCUUAUCACUACAUCCCCAAUGAGAUGCAGAGAAUCCAGGAUGAGUUGGAGGCUCAGAUUCAUAGUUUGACUCAAGGCAAGAGCCGGAGUCCCCAAAGUUUAAAAGAGACCUUUCACUCCCGGAAGGAUCCCGUGUUGGCCCGAGAUCGAAUCCACAAAUUCCAUCAACUUGAAAAUCCAGCAAGAGGCAAAAAACAAGACAAUCAUCUUGAGCAGGACACUUCAUGGCCACAGAGUUCUUUGCAGCUGGGUCAGGUGUCAGGACUCGCUCUGGACUCUGAUUCAAAUCUGGUCAUUUUCCACAGAGGAGAGCAUGAAUGGGGUCCAAACUCCUUCAACAAUGACGCACGAUACAUGCAGAAAUCCCUUGGUCCUAUUCAGCAGUCCACCAUUUUGGUUGUGAACCCUGACGACGGGAGCAUACUGAAGGCUUCUGGGAGAAACUUGUUUUUCUUGCCUCAUGGAAUAACCACUGACAUGGACAACAACUACUGGGUGACAGACGUGGCUCUGCAUCAGGUGCUGAAAGUCAGCAGUGAUGGCAGAGACCGGAUCCUGCUGACGCUGGGCGAAGCGUUCACGCCUGGCACUGACCACAACCAUUUCUGCAAACCCACUGAUGUGGCUGUGGACCCACACACGGGCAGCAUCUUCGUUUCAGAUGGGUACUGCAACGCCAGGAUUCUCAAGUACUCUCCUAAGGGAAAGUACCUGUCAGAGUGGGGGGCAGGUUCGACGGACAGACGGAGGAGGGUACCCUUCAGUAUCCCCCACAGUCUGGCCUUCCUUCCUGACCGAAAGGAGGUCUGUGUGGCUGACCGGGAGAACGGUCGGAUCCAGUGCUUCAAUGCCGAAACUGGGGAGUUUGUCAAGGAGAUAAAGAAGGAGGAGUUCGGGGGAGAGGUCUACGCAAUUAGCUACAGUCCAAGUGACGAUGGUGUGAUUUAUGCAGUUAACGGUGAGUCCCUGGACGGUCCGUCGGCUCCCAUCCAGGGUUUCGCUAUCAAUUAUUCUACCAAGGACAUUUUGGAUACUUUCCGCCCUGAGUCCAAGGAAUUCAAAAUGCCUCACGACAUUGUCCAAACGAAGGAUGCCAGCGUGUUUGUUGGUGAUGUGGACAGCAAAUUUGUCUUCAAGUUCACCACUGAAAAAUCACAUCGGUCAGUGAAGAAGGCUGGAAUUGAAGUACUUGAAGUAGCGACAAUCAUCAAAACCAAACUGAUCCCAGGACCCAACGAGUCAAAACCUGUGGCCAUUAAAGAGAAGCAGAUCUUGGUCCAGCAGCCUGAAGCACACACAGAACCGCCUGAACUGAAGAAGGAGAAGAAGCUGGACGAGAGCCAGGGGGCUCUUCCUGUAGUCAUCACCACUCUGCUGCUGGUGCCUCUGGUGCUGGUCAUCGCGUUGGGGGUGUUCAUCUGCUGGAGGAAGAACAACAGGUAUGAGGUCAAGUCUGACCCAACGUCUGUGGGAGGAAUCCUGGGAAAGAUUAGAGGUAAAGCCGUGGGCAGUCUCAACCUCGGAAACUUCUUUGCCACGCACAAAGGUUACACCCGGCAGGGCUUCGACCAGCUGAGCACCGAGGGCAGCGACCAGGAACGGAAUGAAGACGAGAGCAGCGAGUCAGAGAACGAAGAGUACUCGGCUUUACCGCCGCCCCGAACCUCGCCGUAGUUUCAGCGCCUGAUUCUUGCAUUGUAACGAAGUACACCUUUCAUCGUGUGUAACCGUUGUGUUGGCUUAAAUCUUACUGUUUAUAUAUUUAAGUAUAUACUGUACAUAAGAUCAGCUGUUAUUGAAUGGUUGAUUGGACCAUUAUUUGAGUUGCUUUAGUCUUGGUCCUCACACAUUUAGUUUUUUUCAGAAACAAAAGUUUCCAAUCUUACGAAAGAAAAAGUAACUUCAAAACAUUUAGUACCUUUAAGAAAAAGGUACUAAAUGUUUUGAAGUCUUCACUGAAUUCUUGUGGCGCAGCAACCAGCACAAACACUCAGCAGGGAUGUUUUUCUUGUCAGAAUUAUGAUAUUCUGAUUCACAUUCUGUCAAAUCUAUGUGUCCAAACAGAGCAUUUCUUUAGCUUCAAACUCCACAAUACUCAUCUGCUCUCUCACAAACAUGAGAGUGGAAAACUGAGGAACAAUAUCUUUUAUCAGUUUCAUUAAAUAUUGUUGUCACUGGCAGUGACAGUGGUGCCUGCUGAUCUUAUGCCAAAUAUUCCUCAUUUUUUUAAUGGCAAUUAAUUUAAUGGCAUCUUCAACGUGUCUGUACAAGGGAGACAUGUUUACUACAGUGUAAUGACGACUACACUCAUCUGCACAGCAGCUUGCUGUACCCACAGAAAUAACAACUGAACUUCGUUGAAGAUUCAUUGUUGUUGAAUGUAUAUGUGCCAAAUUGAAUUUGCUUUCAACUGACUUCAUAUUAGAACUUUAAUUUAGAAUUUCAGUUUGUGCUGGCUGCUGUGCCAUCUCGAUAACACGUGGAGAAUGCUGCAGUUUAACCGGGUGCCUCACAAUUCUCUUGACCAGUGUAAGAGUUCAGUAGAGUUGCCAUUCAGAGUUUUAGUGAAGCGAAAGUACUGUUUAUAAUUUUGUUGUCGCUCUAGUUAUUAAGCUUCCGUCAUCAUCCACAUGUUUCGGCUUUGACACUCGAAGCGAAUGCGUCAGGUUUAAAGUAGCACAGCACCGACAACAAUCUGACUUCCACCUUGGACUCAGCACAUUUCUCUGCAUUUGUGCCUUUUCUUUAAUAUUCAUUCGCCUUUUUCCAGCACCUGCCAUGACUGAACGCUGCUGCUGCUUAGUGAAGCUUGUACUAUACACAUGUAUUUUCUUACAGUACAUUGAUAUUACACAAGUGUAAUCGGUUUUUUUUUCUUUGGGGGGGGGUCAGUCACGUUUCAAGCACUGUAUUUGUGUUGGUAUAACACACACCAUUUCAAAUGACAUUCCGCUCUUAGAAGGUGUGAAGAUCAUCAUCCAUGGAUUCAUUCAUUCAUUCUAAAUGAAGAAAUCAUAUAUUCGUCCUUCCCUUCAAAGGGUGAAAUAAUGUCUUAAACUAUAAUAAUGUGGCGGCACUUUCAAUCCUGUGGCAGAAUCUGAGUCGAGUGAGCAAGUUCUAGGACUCGGAUUUCGGCCCUGGUGUCUAAUGUAAGAUAAUACACUUUGUAAGAUGUCCAGCAGCAAGAUGAUGCAGCUGCUGUGUCACCCACCUGGGUAAAGAGGAAGAUUAUUAUUUAUUUUCCAGAUUAAUAUUAGUUUCCCCUCUACCCCUCCCUCCCUCAUUCUUUUUGCCAUGGUAGCACCAUACAAAUAUAUCAACAAAGUCGCGCAAGUAGCACAUUGUAGUUGAGUUUUUUUAUUUUGGUGCUUUUGAGUAGUAAAUGAAAAGCAUGAUGCUUCCUUGUGCACUGCUUGAAAUUGAUCAACUGAAAGCAAAUUCAGUUGCUGAUUUGCAGAGAUGAAUGAAAUCUGAGAAUACUGUUGGAAACAGGAAGACUUUGUUAGUGGGUCACGUGGUCAGACGUCGGUGGUAGUGGCGACCCCUGACCCUUUAGGAGUGAAAGGAGGUCUGAAAGUUUGGUCCGAAAUUCUCACCUUCACCAGAUGUGUCUUUUUCGCUCUGUAUUCUUGUUGCCAUUGGACUGAGUGAGUUCUAUAUUUAAUGGCAUGUAUGAUGGCGCGGUCACUCGUGGGCUGUCAAAUAUUUAUUGUGACACACUGGUUUUGCUGCAAAGGUACUAUUUUCAGUAACAAUGUUAUUUGUGUAAUAAA